Messenger RNA from Aspergillus luchuensis, 1644 nucleotides. RefSeq names its product putative F-box protein (Pof7). The record is from RefSeq and is a predicted model, not a curated record. The transcript is spliced from 2 exons. Bases 1 to 1644 code for a protein of 547 amino acids. Lineage: Eukaryota; Fungi; Ascomycota; Eurotiomycetes; Eurotiales; Aspergillaceae. Gene Ontology annotation, biological process: SCF-dependent proteasomal ubiquitin-dependent protein catabolic process. Gene Ontology annotation, cellular component: SCF ubiquitin ligase complex. Gene Ontology annotation, molecular function: protein binding.
AUGGAGGACAACGCAGAGCUCGAAUCGUUUCGGCGCCAGUGGCGUGAGGAAGUUGCGCGCCGGGCGAAGCCAUCGAGGCCUCAACCAGCGCAGCCCAGGCCAACAAAACCCUCCGCAGCUCCGUCGAGCCAAUUCCCGCCUACCCACCAUGAAGUAGCGGAGCGCAAAGAUGAGGAAGAUGGUGGAGUGGCAUCGGUCGACCAUAGUGAGAUUGUCCAUGGAGUCGGUCAUCUGAGCUUAGGAGUAGCGGAUGAGGAUGCGUUUCACUCGCGAGUCCCUCGAAGUGAGCCCAAGUCUGCAUUGGAGCACUUUGAAAGAGCGGUCGAGAAGGAGGCCGAGGGAAACCUCGGAGACAGUCUGCAACAUUAUCGGAAAGCUUACCGUUUAGAUGCAGCAGUCGAUAAGACGUACCGAAACAAGCAUUUCGCCUGGGCAUGGAAGAAGAAUGCGCAGCCACCUGCCAAUGCUGCGGUCAGCAGUGCCACGGCAACACAACCAGCUGCAGAUGAACCCGAGAUCAUACCAACCCCGGAACUCAUCGCUUCCUUUGCUCAUCUUCCUAUCCCGCAGGCCGAGCCCUUGAUCGAGAAUACCCCUCCGCCGCCAUGCCCUAUUUCGAAGGUUCCGUCCGAGGUUCUGGUCGAGAUCUUGAGACAUGUGGCUGUGAUAGAUCCGGCAUCCUUCUGUCGAGUAGCGCUCGUUUGUAAGAGACUGGCAUAUCAUUUUGCACAUGAGCAGCACAUCUGGAAACGCCUUUGCCAGGGCUCCGAGUUCGGAUUCAAGGCCAUGCACUAUUCUUUUGCUUGUGACAUUCAUGGCAUACCGGAGUACACGCUAGGACCGCGGUACACACCUUUUCCUCGAUCAAUGCCCGUUCAAAUUCCGGAACCAUUAUCGUCUUGGGCGGAGGUCUUCCAAAUCUUCCCUCGCAUUCGGUUUACCGGUAUCUACAUUAGUACUGUGAACUACACCCGUCCCGGUGCAGCCUCGGUGUACCAGAACACCUCGUGGAACAGCCCUAUUCACAUCGUGACCUACUACCGCUAUCUGCGCUUCUAUCCGGACGGGACAGUUGUCUAUCUACUCACCACAGUCGAGCCAUUGGAGGUGGUGCCCUACAUCAGCAAGGAAAACGUCAAGGCGGCACGGGCAAUCUCCCAGAAGCAGUUCCAUCGUCAUAUGGCAGACCCAAGCAACACCAUCACGGGCCCUACCGAUACCAUCCCUCCCGUCGCCAUGGGUGCGCUGAGGCAAGCUUAUAGAGGUCGUUGGCGCUUGGCCAAACCGGCCCCCGCCUCUGAUGCAGCCGACGACAUUCCCCAGGACGAUCUCAUCUCUGGAUAUGAGUCCCUGCCCGUCAAGGCUCAAUCUGCAGGCGCACCACCUGAUCCUCGCGAUCUUGUCAUUGAAACAGAGGGAGCCGGACCGAAGUACAUGUACCUCUUGCACCUCUCGCUUCGGUCGGUGUCAGCAGCCAAACCGGCUAACGCUAAUAUGACGCCACCCAAUCCGUCCAAAAACACCAAGCUGGCAUGGAAGGGCUACUGGAGUUACAACAGGCUGACUGACGACUGGGCGGAAUUCGGGCUCAAGAACGACCGGGCGUUUGUGUUCCGACGAGUACGCGGCUGGGGUAUGAAUUGA